UAUAUCAAGACUUUGUAGUUAUUUCUGGGAUCCAGAUUUGAGCCAUCUUGGGUCGUUUGGUAUGAAACGGCAUCAUCAUUGCUCAAUGUGUGCUCCACAGGGAGCCCUCCCAGGGUGCUCUGUCCCUUCUUGCUGUGAAAGAGACUCUCUGGUCUCAAGUGUUAAUCUCCCUUCUCUGAGAGAUUAAAAGAAAAAGGUGGUUUCAUCUCCAGGCAACACCCUGUGUCAAAAAAAUGGUUUCUGUGCAAUAGUCCUGGAAAAGAGAUCCAAGGAGAUAAGAUCAGACUAGAAUGAGAUAACAUCAGCCAAAGCAAUGGUGCCGGAAUUAACAAUAAGGAAAACAAGCAGAGAUGAAUUCAGUAAGUGUGAAAGCUACAGGGCCUGUUGGGCUGGUCCCUGCUCAGUCAGCUGUGGAGAAACACACCCAGGAGAAAGCCCGGCUGCCCCGCAGGCUCACGGAGCUCAGCUCUGCCAUCACCUUCACCAGGAAGGCUGCAGGUAUCCGUGUGCAGCUGAACAGCUCUGGCUGAGCACAGCACCUGCAGAGCCUUUGCUGGAAAAUAAAGGUUUGUCCCCGGGGAGAUCUGCAUGUGGAAACGUCCUCCUCCAGCAGAGAAAAUGGGCCAGAAAGUCUCCCAGGAGGACAACCAGGAGAGCAAGGCUGAAACUCUGGCCAUCUGUGAAGUCUUCAGCCAGGGUGUGCUCCACGCAUCUCAAAGGCUGAAGGACUACCUGGGUUUUGUGGAUCCUCAAAGCAAAUUCCAGCCGGCCACCAACACGCUGAGCGAGAUCUUCCUGGUCAACUUCAUCAGCUUCUGCGUGGGAAAAGGCGUGGAGGAGCAGAUCACCACCAGCAAAAUGACCAAGCAGCAGUCGUCCCUGUUCGGGGUGGACUGGGUCUGGACUCUGUGUGGCUCUGACAAGCAGGUGAAGCUCCAGAUCGCCGUGCAGGCUUUGCAGCCGGCCGAGCUGUUCCGCGGCGAGGGCCCUGCCCAGGAGUGCUGCCGGGAGGCCGCGCUGGCCGACGAGUGCUUCCAGAACAUGAGCAGGUUUGAGAAGCUGGCCGAGUUCUGCCGCCUGGUGGGACGGGACUGCCUGGGCCUGUUCGUCAUGUUCGGCGUGCCAGGGAAGCCCAAGGACAUCCGAGGAGUCCUGCUGGACAGCCUUGCCAAGGAGGAGCAGAAAUGCCGCCUGUCGGGCAGGAAUGCGCUGCGGCAAUUUGUCACCAGCACUGACAGCUCCCUGCCCACAAAAGACAUGCUGGAAAAUUGCCUGGGUACCAAAAACGGGCUGAAGGACGUGGGCAAUGUGUACAUAAACUUCGUGUGAGCAGCUGGGCACGAGCAG
Messenger RNA from Sturnus vulgaris (Common starling), 1347 nucleotides. RefSeq names its product RAB15 effector protein (gene REP15). NCBI's taxonomy places the organism in Eukaryota, Metazoa, Chordata, Aves, Passeriformes, Sturnidae. Gene Ontology annotation, biological process: receptor recycling; transferrin transport. Gene Ontology annotation, cellular component: recycling endosome; endosome membrane. The record is from RefSeq and is a predicted model, not a curated record.